AUGACGGAGGAGGUUUUGGCCGUCGAGGAGCGAUCCUACUUGGCACGCAAACUUCCCCUGGUCAAGUUAUCUGCAUAUCAGGCAAAGUUUAUUUGCGAGGGCAUUGGAUCCUUUGUUUUUGUGAUGACUGUCUCUUUGGCAGAGAUGAAUUGCGGCAUCACCUCCAUUAAUGGGAAGGACCGUACACGCAACCUUGCCCCUAUUGCGGAGGGUUUUAUGCUAUGUGUGCUGGUGUUUGCAUUUGGCUACAUAUCGGGGGGCCAUUUUAACCCUGCCGUGACUUUCUCAGCGAUGCUUAUCCGGGCUAUGCGGUUGGAGGAGGCGGUGGCAUACUGGAUUGCACAGGUGAUUGGCGGUGUUCUUGGCGCACUUUUUGGUAUUGUGGUGAACGGGUUUCCUCGCCACUUACCUGCUCCCCAGGUCUAUCAAAACCUUCCAGCAUACAUCUUUACGGGAUUCCUUGCGGAGGCGUUGUUCACGGGGUUCUUGGUGACCGUUGUUCUUCACGUCGCAUAUUCCCGCCAACGCAAUAGUCAUUAUUACGGCCUGGCCAUUGGCAUGUGUCUGCUCACCGCCAGGUACUCCGUGGGCAGCGUGUCGGGCGGUGCCUUUAACCCCGCCGUUGCGACCGGUCUUCAGUUAACGAAAUGCAUCGCGGCGGGGUACUGCAUUCCUUUGAUGCAUCUUUGGUUGUAUUGGGCAGCCCCUGCCGCAGGGGCUCUUGGGGCAUCACUGCUUUUUAAAAUGACACAUCCGGCGCCGCAGGAGACGGAGGAGGAGAAUCAGCGGAAGGCGUUGCAGCGUUCCGCCAGGCAUCUUUACGGAUCGUAA
This is a messenger RNA of Trypanosoma cruzi, 831 nucleotides long. RefSeq names its product aquaporin-like protein, putative. The transcript has a single exon. The record is from RefSeq and is a predicted model, not a curated record. Gene Ontology annotation, molecular function: water channel activity. The coding region runs from base 1 to 831 and encodes 276 amino acids. Gene Ontology annotation, cellular component: membrane. Lineage: Eukaryota; Euglenozoa; Kinetoplastea; Trypanosomatida; Trypanosomatidae. Gene Ontology annotation, biological process: transmembrane transport; water transport.